CAACUCUGCAUGUUGUCAGUUCCAUUUCCUGUCUACGCCGCGUGUGCUGAACUCUUUCCUAUCGUACUUUUGCCAGACUAAGUUGGUGACUGAAGUGUACGAUGCAGAUCUUCGUCAAAACCCUCACGGGUAAGACCAUCACUCUUGAGGUCGAACCGUCGGAUACCAUCGAAAAUGUCAAAGCCAAGAUUCAGGACAAAGAAGGAAUUCCACCAGAUCAGCAACGUUUGAUCUUUGCCGGCAAGCAGCUGGAAGAUGGACGCACUCUUUCCGAUUACAACAUUCAGAAAGAAUCCACGUUGCACUUGGUGCUCCGUCUUCGUGGUGGUGCCAAGAAGCGCAAGAAGAAGAAUUACUCCACACCCAAGAAGAUCAAGCACAAGAGGAAGAAGGUCAAGCUAGCUGUCUUGAAAUACUACAAGGUUGACGAGAAUGGAAAGAUCCAUCGUCUGAGACGUGAGUGUCCCGGAGAGAACUGUGGUGCUGGAGUCUUUAUGGCUGCUCACGAGGAUCGUCACUACUGCGGCAAAUGCAACUUGACUUUUGUGUUCAGCAAACCAGAAGAAAAGUAAAGUAGACUGGGAUGAUGAUGGCGUAUUAAGUGAGGCAUCAGUUCAAAAAACAGUGUAAUUGAAUUAAUAAAAUGAAUUGAUUUGCCUGAAA
Messenger RNA from Drosophila innubila, 663 nucleotides. It is a transcript of the gene RpS27A, whose product is annotated as ubiquitin-40S ribosomal protein S27a. Gene Ontology annotation, biological process: translation; modification-dependent protein catabolic process; protein ubiquitination. Gene Ontology annotation, cellular component: nucleus; ribosome; cytoplasm. Bases 102 to 572 code for a protein of 156 amino acids. The record is from RefSeq and is a predicted model, not a curated record. Gene Ontology annotation, molecular function: protein tag activity; structural constituent of ribosome; ubiquitin protein ligase binding. The transcript is spliced from 3 exons. Lineage: Eukaryota; Metazoa; Arthropoda; Insecta; Diptera; Drosophilidae.